Ostreobium quekettii is the source of this 1788-nucleotide messenger RNA. The record is from the annotation of a GenBank genome assembly. NCBI's taxonomy places the organism in Eukaryota, Viridiplantae, Chlorophyta, Ulvophyceae, Bryopsidales, Ostreobiaceae.
AUGGGCGCCCAGACGGAGGCGCCGCCGGCGGAGAGGGAUGCCGGCGACGCGCGCUGGCACAGCCUCGGCCUGCUGGACGACCACAUCAAAUCCCUCAAGAAGCAGAUCGAGGUCCUGGCGCAGGAGCUGAGGACCGCGGUCGCGGAGCGCGACGCGCUGCUGAGCGAGCUGGGCGUCCUGCAGUGGCCGGGGCUGGAGCGGGAUGCGAGGUUCCUGCUCAAGCUGCCGGGCUCCGGCCGGAAGGGUAGCGGGGUGGAGUGGCGGUUCGAGUGCAAGAACGGGGCGGAUGGCGGGGAGGAUGGGGAGGGGAGGCGGGCGCACAAGCGGGGGCAGUCGUGGGGCGGGUGGGACAAUAAAGCGGGACGCAGGGGUGCGGGGGGCAGGAAGCUGGGCAGGAGCAGGAUCAGGUCCAUGGACGCGGACCUGGGCAUGGAGAAUCUGCCCUUCGGCGGGGCGCUGCCCACGCAUCGCGGGCCGACGCCGGACGCCUGCGAGGCGCGCGAGACGCCGGAGGGCGAGGGGGAGCCGGAGGCGCGGGAGGAGUGCGGCGAGUGCGAGGCCGACACGCCGAAGUCCGGCGCCAGCGCGCUGCCGCCCAUCGACGAGAACGAGGCGGAGGCCGCGGCGGAGAGCGCGGAGGAUUCGGGGGAGAGUGAGGCGGUGUUUGACGACUUGCCUGACAGCCCGUCUUCGGUGACGGACUCGGAGCGGAGCGAAGGUGGCCAUGGCGACACGGAGGGCCCCUCUGAGGGCCGAAGUCAAGAUCAGGAGAAGUGCGCGGAGCAGGAGUCUGCAGCGAGCACGGAGGGCGUCGUGUGGCUAUCCAACGGCGCCUUCCACCGAACCGCCGUGGACUCACCCACGCCCUCCACGGACUCUGAGACUGGCCCCGAGGCGGCUGUGAGCGCCCACCACCCACAGGUCCGGAUGCGCACCACGCACGUGGCAUUGGUGGAGAGGGCUAACCGGGCCGCGAGGCUGUCCAAGGAGCUGUUCCAGGCAAAGUUUGCGCUGCAUGACAGCCAGUCGCAGCUGCAGUUUUUGUCCGAGAAAAUGAUGAUGUAUAAGAACACCUUCCAGGACGAGGUGAGGCGCCAUGAGGAGGAGACGUGUAGGCUGCGGUCGAUGCUGAACGAGGCAACAACGUCGAAGUUCAUUAUGUUCUGCAAGCUGUCCGAGUGCCAGGAGAAGGUGCAGCAGCUGGAGGAGCACCUGGUGCUCUCACGAGCAAUGGGUACGAGGUCAAACCUCGGGGCAAUCGAUGAGAAUGCGGACCAGACUGGUAAGGAUGUGCUUACAAAAGUGCCGGAAGAGGAGUCUGAGAAGGUCAUGAUGUCACCGCGCUGGGUCAGAGGGUCCAGCAUGUCCACCAUUGAACGUGGUGCUGGCAAGGUUGCACAGAAUUCUGUUGGCAGUGAUCUGCAGCUGCGCCUGACAGAGACGAUGCGCCGGCUGCUUGAGGCCGAGAACCGCGGUGACCAGCUGCAGCAUCGCCUGAAGGAACUGGAAACCCAGCUCAAGAAGAGGAGCGCUGAUGACACAAAGUCCGUGUUGUCAACAGCCCGGUCUUCAACAUCUGCCAGCUCUAAGCGCAGCAACCAGAACCAUACCUGGAACGAACUGAAGCAGACGCGCCUGGAGCUCAAACGCACCCGUAUUCAGCUACACAAGUGUGAAGGGGAGCUGAGCUCCUCCAACAAGAUCCGGCACCAGCAAGAAGAGGCGAUCGGAAAGCUAAAAAAGGAGCUGAAGGAAGUGAAGCGGCGAAAGCCGCCAUCAUGGCGGUGA